CCCAUCCCCAUCUCUUCCACUCCACUCCACUCCACUCCACUCCUUUUCCCGCCAUGGGCGACCGCGGAGACCAACGCCUCGCGGCGCAGCAGCAUCAGCAGCAGCGGCCGGGGGAGGCGAUGAAGGGGCUGCUGCAGCUGCCGCUGCCGGAGAAGGCGCCGUCGGCGUCGCAGGCGCUGACGGUGGUGACGCUGUUCCCGGCGGGCGGGCUGCUGCUGGUGCUGUCGGGCCUCGCGCUGGCCGCGUCCGUCGUCGGGGUGGUCGUCGCCGCGCCCGUCUUCCUCCUCUUCAGCCCCGUGCUCGUCCCGGCCGCCCUCCUCCUCGCCCUGGCCGUCGCCGGCUUCCUCGCCUCCGGCGCCCUGGGCCUCGGCGGGCUGUCCUCCCUCUCCUGGCUCGCCGACACCCUCCGCGCCAUGUUCCAGAAGACCCCGGACUACGUCGACCAGGCCAAGCGCCGGAUGGCCGACGCCGCCGCGCACGCCGGCCAGCGCACCAAGGACGCCGGCCAGACCGUCCAGACCAAGGCGCACGAGUCUGCCGGCAAGACUUAGUCAGUCUGUCACUGUCAGUCUGUCUGUCUGUCUGUCUGCCUGCCAGUCGAGUGUGGUUGUGUAAUUCGGACAAGUAAAAGAGAGAGAGAGAGAGAGAGAGAGAGAGAGAAGAGUCGCUGGUAUCUGUUUAAUUGUUGCUCUGCUUAAUGUAGUGUGCUUGUUGUGUGUGUUAAAGUUCCUUGUACCGGUAAUAGUGUGAUCGAGCCCCCCCUCCUCGUUUUCUUUUCAUUUUUCUUUCUUUUUCUUUUUCUUUUAUUUUUCUCUCUUGGGGAAUCUAAUAUGUUACUGGUGUACUGAGUUGUUGGUAAU
Molecule: messenger RNA, 860 nt
Organism: Ananas comosus (pineapple)
Lineage: Eukaryota; Viridiplantae; Streptophyta; Magnoliopsida; Poales; Bromeliaceae
Product: oleosin 18 kDa-like
Exons: 2
Coding region: 54-551 (165 amino acids)
Biological process (GO): seed oilbody biogenesis; response to freezing; lipid storage
Cellular component (GO): membrane; monolayer-surrounded lipid storage body
Source: RefSeq, a predicted model, not a curated record